UUGGCUUGGCAUUCAGGCUCCCUCAACACAGAAUGCAAAUACAAAGAACAGCAGUACUCAGUGUCAGGGCCAGCACCAUUGGUUUGAAGAAGUGAAGUAUUUUCCAUGCAACAUUCCAGCUCAGCUGAAGAGCUGAGAAGAUUCCUUGCAACUGUGAUGAUUUUCACUCAGUAUUAACUCUGCUGCUCAUAAAGAGUGCAUUUGGGUUAUGUUUUCUGGCCUUUCUCUGCAACUGUGAAGAACAGAAACUUGCUUAAACAAAACAAAGCCCAUCCCUGAGCUUCUCAUGAAAUAACAUCUCCAGAAGUUGGAGCUUUCAGAAAAAAAUAUUAAAUAUCACAAGUUGUCUCCAAAGCCAAUGACUGUAAGCAGCUCAGAUGUGGACCAGAAGAACAUGAGAAAAUAUUUGAGUAGUUCCUGCAUUUCAGUGUUUUCCUGCAAGGGGCCAUCUUCUCCAACAAUCAAGAAUAUCAUAAGCAAAGCCAAAGCAGGAUCAGAGUCAAAGGACGAGGAAGAUGGUUCAAAAAUGGACACCAAACGUACCUCUGUUUCUCAGCUGCCCAGGAAAAUGUGGGGCAUUGAUGACUUUGAAAUUGGGCGACCACUUGGGAAAGGUAGAUUUGGAACCGUUUAUUUGGCUCGUGAACAAAAUACCCACUUCAUCCUAGCCCUAAAAGUCAUCUUCAAGUCUGCCCUGGAGAAAUCACAAUUGGAGCACCAGCUCCGAAGAGAAAUAGAAAUUCUGAGUCAUCUCAGGCAUCCAAAUAUUUUGAGAUUUUAUAACUACUUUCACGACAGAACACGGAUCUACCUGAUGUUGGAAUAUGCUCCAGGAGGGGAGCUGUACAAAGAGUUGCAAAAACAUGAGCAUUUUGAGGAGACUAGAACUGCCACGUAUGUAGAAGAAAUAUCUGAUGCUCUGAUAUACUGCCAUGCUCAGAAAGUGAUCCACCGAGAUAUCAAGCCUGAAAACCUCCUGCUAGGACUUAAAGGGGAACUGAAGUUAGCAGACUUUGGCUGGUCCGUGCAUGCUCCAUCACUCAGGAGGACAACAUUUUGUGGCACAACAGAUUACCUUGCCCCAGAAAUGAUUGAUGGGAGAACCCAUGAUGAAAAUGUUGAUGUCUGGUGUGUUGGUGUUCUAUGUUUUGAGUGUCUUGUGGGGUAUGCGCCAUUUGAAGCACCCACCCGCAAUGAAACAUACAAAAGAAUUGCAGAGGUUAAAUUCACAUUUCCCACAUGGAUGCCUGAUGGUGCGAAGGACCUUAUUUCAAAAACACUUAAGCGCACUCCUUCUUUGAGGCUCUCUCUCAAAGAAAUAAUAAAACAUCCAUGGGUUAAGAAGAAUUCAAGGAGGAUUUUCCCACCAGUUUAUAAAGCAGCUGAACAAUAAACUCGUACUUCCAAGAAAAGACAUUCUCACUCUGGAAUAUUGACUACUGGUGCUUUUCUGAGAUGGCUGGAUUUUUUUAAAUCCGAUUAGGAUUCAGUUUAUUAGAAUUAACAGGACUGGGGAGUAUUAGACACUAACGUAGAGAACUUUUUGUGACGCUGGAAAGAAAAAAAACACUAGUGUUGUAGGUCUUAAGGCUCAGGGUAGAGAGGUAGUGGGAAAUAGCUUGUCCUGAAUGUAAUAUUUAAAUGGCUAGGAGUUAAUUCAUUUUUAGAAAUAAAGCAAGUGCUAAUACUA
Trachemys scripta elegans is the source of this 1690-nucleotide messenger RNA. RefSeq names its product aurora kinase C-like. NCBI's taxonomy places the organism in Eukaryota, Metazoa, Chordata, Testudines, Emydidae. Gene Ontology annotation, biological process: protein phosphorylation; mitotic spindle organization; regulation of cytokinesis. The record is from RefSeq and is a predicted model, not a curated record. Gene Ontology annotation, molecular function: protein kinase activity; ATP binding. Bases 359 to 1393 code for a protein of 344 amino acids. Gene Ontology annotation, cellular component: chromosome passenger complex; spindle microtubule; spindle midzone. The transcript is spliced from 9 exons.